Messenger RNA from Nasonia vitripennis (jewel wasp), 1258 nucleotides. RefSeq names its product THAP domain-containing protein 2-like. Gene Ontology annotation, molecular function: sequence-specific DNA binding. The coding region runs from base 832 to 1221 and encodes 129 amino acids. The record is from RefSeq and is a predicted model, not a curated record. The transcript has 4 exons. Lineage: Eukaryota; Metazoa; Arthropoda; Insecta; Hymenoptera; Pteromalidae.
UCUAGUAUUUAUUAUAUUAGUUAUUUUUUUAUAAGCUUACCGUAGCUCGUGGGUUAUGUACACUUGAUCUUUUCUCGUAUUCCUUUCUGAGGGGCAAUGUACAUAGGAGCUCUGCUAUGCUAUGCUCUGCUAUGCUACAGCUGCGCUAAGAUGAGCUGUCCGGUUCCGUUCUUUCGUUUAUACACACGUAUGUUGUGUAUCUAUACAUGACAUACACUACUGGAUGAUCUUGCGGGCGAAGAUGAAAAUUGUUUUAAAAGAUUACAUAAAAUAAUUUAGAGAUUGUAUUAAAUAAUUACGUUAUAAAUUAAUACAUAGCUACGAUUUUAAUUUACUAACCUCAAAAAUUAAAAUGAAUAAUCUGCUUUAUUAUUGCUAACCGUAACAUGGGUGGAAGUGAAGAAACAUUAAGUCAGUCGAAAACUGUUCACCAGCUGUGUACCUACCUAUCCGACACAGAUUAUAUCAUAUUCGUGAGUGAUUGCGUGUGCAAUAAUCUGAAGCUAUUAAGACACGAACGGAAUCGGAACAGACGAAUAGUAGCAACAUAGCAGAGCAUAGUAGAGCAUAGCAUAGCAGAGCUCCUAUGUACAUUGCUUCGAGCAUAUACUACUGGAGGUAGCAACCUUAUGGCCAGACGCGUGACUAGGUAAAGAGAGAGAUAGCUGCUAUUGCAGUACAUGCUAUCUCUCUCUCGCUGAAUCUGAUUGGUUACUCGACGCGUCCUUCUUUUAACUGUGACUUCUGCUGUGCGAAGAAAGCAGUUUAUAAUGUAGAUAACGUUAUUUAUUUUAUAAAAUAUUCACUAAAUAUAAGAAAAUUAAGAGCACAAUGCCUUUAAACUGCUGCAUACCCAACUGCAAGUUACAAAAAGACGAUCCCGGAUGUUUAAAUUUGAGUUUUUUUACAGUACCCAGCAAUCAAAACACACGAAAUGAAUGGUUGAGAAGAAUAAAUAAAUACUUUAACAUGGAAAUGGAGUUUAAAAAAUAUUCUUACGUGUGUUCUUUACAUUUUGAGCAAUCAUGUUUUAACUAUGGUGGAUUAAGCAAAACUAUUAGACUGAAAAAGGGAUCUUGUCCAACUAUUUUCGAAAAACAUUCAUUAAAAGAAAAUCACGAACCAAACAUCAUUGAAAUGAUUGAAAUAGACCAAGAUAAUCCGUCUUCAGACAGAUCUAUAAAUAUUUGUAAUGAUAAUACAUAUAUAUUACCAGUUUAGUUAUGAUAAUAAAGAUUAUAGUUUUUUGUCGAAACCA